This is a messenger RNA of Bactrocera tryoni, 456 nucleotides long. RefSeq lists its product as uncharacterized. NCBI's taxonomy places the organism in Eukaryota, Metazoa, Arthropoda, Insecta, Diptera, Tephritidae. Bases 60 to 410 code for a protein of 116 amino acids. The record is from RefSeq and is a predicted model, not a curated record. The transcript has 2 exons.
UUGUCUAUUUAUGUGAUUAGCUGAAAUCAAAUAGCAAAGUUAAGAAACUAUUAAUCAAAAUGAAAGUUCUUGUGCAUAUUUGCGUGCUCUUGGCUUUGGUCGCAGUCGCUUAUUCCGCGAGCUCAACCUGGGGUGUGCAAAAUGCUACCGAUUAUCUACUUAUCAACAAACGAGUAACCCAUCCAGCAGUACGAAAUAUUGCGCAGACUUUCUACUUCGAUAUUCCAGAAUCGUAUCAGAGCAACAACAAAGUGAUUAGCGCCAUUUACUUGCGAGACCAAUUCCAGAAUAGUUCAGGUCCCAUUAAUACUUUGUUGUAUGGUGGACCCGGUUGGACUUACGCUUCUAUACAAAUGAGAACUCAAGCCGGCUUUGGUUUAAAUGUAACAUUUGCUGUUUAUGGCAGAUAAAACUAUGAAUAAAUAAAAUAAAUAGAUUAAAGUAAAGGUGAUAGUA